UGAUACCUGCAGGAGCAGCGGAAGUCUGGCAGGGAUGGGCGUGUCCCAAAACCGGGGGAGUGUGAUGACUACCAUCCACUGACUGUUCUCCACAGACUACCACACCACCAGCACGUAGCCUCCGAGCAGAGGGAAACCAAAAAUGCCUAUUCUGCUACAAAUAUAAUGGUCACGAGAGAAGCCAUGGACGACGUAUGAAAUGAUCCCCUGUACGUUGUUUUAUGGAGUGUUGAUCGGCUGUAGAAAAUGAGACAUUAAGAUAGGAAUACCUCGAUGAGAUUACAAUUUAAGGAUCUGAAUGCCUGUUUCAUGGGCGAUGGAGUUGAGCAGGCAACUCUGUAUGAAGAUGAGGAAAAAUAGGAAAGCCCAGCCCUCCGUUCCUGCUUCCUCUUCAGGCCUUGAGAUCCACUUUUAUAUUCGCGAAUCACCUGAACUGAAGUAUUUGAAAGGAUGCUUCACUGCUGAGACGCUCUGUGUUCAUGCCGCGAAAUAUUGCAGAAUCUCUCCCUUGUGCCAUAACUUGUUUGCUCUGUACAAUGAAACCACUCGCACCUGGUACCCGCCCAGCUAUGAGUUCAAUGUCACGGAUGACACUUUUAUCAAGUUACAUUUUCGCAUGAGGUUUUAUUUCAGAAACUGGCAUGGAACUACUGAAGGAGAGUCCCCAGUUUGGAGGCACUGCAUUAGCAAACUCAGAGGACAAAACCCACAGAAAACACCUGAAGGAACACCUCUUCUUGAUGCUGGUUCCUUGGACUACCUGUUUGCGCAGAGUCAGGCUGACUUUCAGCAAGACGUGUUUCCAAUGCGGGUAACCCAUUCUGAGGCAGAGCAGCAUGAGAUGGAAAACGAGUGUUUGGGGAUGGCUGUGCUUGCCAUCACACAUCUGGCUAUGAUUGAUACCAAGCCGCUAUCAGUUGUUAGCCAUGAAAACAGCUACAAAGACUUCAUUCCAGAUUCGCUGAAUCGCACCAUCAAGCAGCGCAACUUUCUGACACGUAUUCGCAUCAAUAACGUGUUCAAGAAGUUCCUGAACGAGUUCAACAUCCGAACGGUUCAGGACAGCAAGAUUACUCCCUAUGAUCUGAAAAUCAAGUACCUGGCCACAUUGGAGGGGCUGAGCAGCAGCCUGGGCAGUGAGGUCUUCGAGCCACUCUCACUCAGUGUAGUGCAGGAGGAAGAGCUCUGCAAUGGAAAUAACUAUGGCUAUUCAAAUCAGAGCCAAGGCCAAAGCCUGAGUCAGAACAUAGAGACAAGUCUGGGCAUGCAGGUCCAUGUUACUGGUACGACUGGCAUUUCAUGGAGAAAGAAACCAACUACCACAUCUGUGAUCUCCAAAGAAAAAGGGAAGUCAAAGAAAAGCAAGCAGGAAGGAAAGAAGAAAUACGAACAUAACAAAGAGGACAGUGAUGGCUGGGUGGUUUUCUGUGAUUUCUUUGAGAUCACACACACAGUCAUCAAAGAGGCAAUGGUCACCAUCAAAAGGCAGGACAACAAGAAGAUGGCAGUGCAGAUGGUGAGCAGGGAUGAUGCUCUAUCCUUUGCCGCCCUUGUGGAUGGCACUGAGUAUGCCAUGAGCAAGCUACGCCAGGAGAGUAACGGAGAUGGUUCCUACAUCCUGCGUUGGAGCUGCAUUGACUACGAGAACAUCAUCAUCACAGUCGUCUGCCAUGAGCAUGAUUUGAAGGAGUCUCGUGAAACUCGCCAGUAUAAGAACUUCCAGAUUGAGAGUGUACCGACAGGGUUCCGCCUGUUCGGGACCGACACCCUGCGGCCUACUCUGAAGGAACUACUGGAGCACCUGGAGGGUCAGAGUCUUCGCACAGAAAACCUCAACUUCCACCUGGUUCACUGCUGCCCACCACAGCCACGAGAAAUUUCUAACCUCCUGGUGGUGACUAAAGAAAGAGCCUUGGUUCCUCAGACGACGGUGCAAGAGAGUCAACUGAGCUUCCUUCGUAUUCUCAAGGAGGAGAUCGAACAGGAGGAGCAUCUUGGCUUGGGCACAAAAACCAACAUCUAUGCUGGCACUCUGAAGGUGAAGAGUGUAGAUGAUGAAGAUGCGGGGUAUACGUCUUUCCAGGAGUUCAAGGUGGUCCUGAAGGUGCUGGGUUCUGGACACAGGGAUAUCUCCUUGGCAUUCUUUGAAACAGCUAGCAUGAUGCGACAAGUAUCUCACAAACACAUCGUGCUGCUCUAUGGAGUGUGUGUCCGCCACCGGGAAAAUAUCAUGGUGGAAGAGUUUGUCCAACUGGGACCACUAGAUGUGUUUAUGCGGAGACAGCAGAGUCCUCUAAGCACACCGUGGAAGUUCCAGGUGGCCAAGCAGUUGGCCUCAGCUCUCAGCUACUUGGAGGACAAAAAGCUGGUCCAUGGCUUUGUGUGUGCGAAGAACAUUCUGCUGGCCAGAGAUGGACUGGUUGCUGAUGAAGGGGGACCCUUCAUAAAGCUCAGUGACCCAGGGAUACCGAUUACAGUACUCUCCAGGGAGGAGUGUGUGCACCGCAUCCCAUGGAUCGCUCCAGAGUGUGUGAAAAAUGUGUCAUCCCUGAGUGUGGCUGCUGACAAAUGGGGCUUUGGUACCACCCUGUGGGAGAUCUGCUAUGAUGGAGAGGUUCCGCUCAAAGACAAGAAGCUAACAGAGAAGGAGAGAUUUUAUGAAAUGGAGUGCCAGCUAGCCACCCCAGACUGCAAAGAGCUGGCUGAACUCAUGACCCACUGCAUGAACUACGACCCUAAAAAGAGGCCGUUCUUCAGGGCUAUCGUCAGAGAUAUCGACAUGUUGGAGGAAAAAAAUCCAUCUAUCCAACCCAAACCCACACAAGAGGUGGACCCGACUCUUUUUGAUAAGAGAUUCCUGAGGAGAAUCAGAGAUCUGGGAGAGGGUCACUUUGGUAAGGUGGAGCUGUGUCAGUACGAUCCACGGGAAGACAGAACAGGUGAGCUGGUCGCAGUGAAGUCACUGAAGCCUGAAAACCGAGAGGAACAGAGCAACAACCUCUCCAGAGAGAUCGACAUCCUGAAGGCUCUGUAUCAUGAAAACAUCGUCAAGUACAAGGGUAUCUGCAAGGAAGAUGGUGAUCAAGUUGUUAAGCUGAUCAUGGAGUAUCUUCCACUGGGCAGUUUGAAGGAGUACCUACCGAGAAAUAAAUCCAAGACCAGCCUGAGCACUCUGCUCAACUACUGCAUCCAGAUAUGCAAGGGGAUGGACUAUUUGGGAUCUCGGAAUUACAUCCACAGAGACCUUGCUGCCCGAAAUGUGCUGGUAGAAAAUGAGAACAUGGUCAAAAUAGGAGAUUUUGGCCUCACCAAGAGCAUCAAAGACAAUGAGGGAUAUUAUACUGUCAAAGAUGACCAUGACAGUCCAGUCUUCUGGUAUGCUCCAGAAUGUCUGACUCUCUGCAAGUUUUACCUUGCCUCAGACGUCUGGUCAUUUGGUGUCACGAUGUAUGAGCUCAUCACUUACUGCGACCCCUCCAAAACCCCCAUGACGGGCUUCCUUGAUAUGAUUGGCCGAACUCAUGGUCAGAUGACUGUCAUUCGCUUGGUGAAGCUGUUGCAAGAAGGAAAGAGGUUACCACGUCCUGACGGAUGUCCUGUGCCUGUGUAUGAGCUGAUGCGGAGGUGCUGGGAGCAGGUGCCCGAGAGGAGAAUUUCUUUCAGCCGUUUGAUCGAGGAGCUGAACACCUUGCUGCAGCAUAACAACCAGUAAACGUCCUUUUGCCGGAGGGUCUAGCAGCAAAGCUCACUUUACCUACUGACUUGAGACCAAAUGCAAAAGAAGCCACCGGUCAGCUUCUUCUUGUGCAUAUUUACUGCACAUGAAGACUCACCCCAUUACGAACCACGAGCAUGACAUGUGACUCAAGUCUGACCAUUUUAGUCUGCCAUAUUUAAUUAUUUUUUGUUUUUUUUAUUGAUGAUGGUUAUAUGAGCCUCCCUGGUCUGAGGUGAUUCGUUGGGAUAUUUGAGGCUCCUUCCAGCAGGCCCAAAAUCUAAGAACUGUUUGACUGGAAUGGACAUUACUGAUGGAUGUUUGGAAGAUGGAAACCAGAGAAAGGAACUUUUUACUUUGACUUGGCUUUAAUGGUUGUGUGGCAGCAGUCGAGCUGAUCAUUGUGAAGUCACACUUUGAUGUGUGUGAUAUGAACGAUUGGACAACACCAACAUUCAAGCCAGGAAGAUUAACCAUCAAGUUUUUUUCAAUGUCAUGGAUUUUACUGAUGACAACCUAGAUUUGUUUUUCACGUUGUGCAGAUGCAGCUUCUGUAAAGUGGUUUUGAGUAGAGCCAGUAAUCACUCAGCAGUAUUUUCCCUUUUCUUUUAUCCUCUUAUCGGGUUAACUGGUUUUAAAAGUUUUGAAGCAAGAAUGGCAUUCACUCUCAGCAUACCCCCUGUAAAUAUGAUUUAGAUUGGAUAAAAAUGUGAAAAUUCAUUAAUGAAACUGAGCCAUUUUUCACUAUUUGAUUUUUUUUUAAGGCAAAACCAACAAAAUGAAAAAUUAUUGUAAAAAAGAAUGAACCCCUAUGGAAGGGAGCUGUUGAAGCUGCAUUUGCACAGGAACAGAUUUUUUAAACUUUAUUUCUACUUCUGUCUGAUAUGUACACAUUUAAAGCCAGGAAUAGUUUAAUCUCUGUAUAUAUGCCUAUUCCCUAUGGCCAGAAAGCAAGGUAAGGUGGUAUACGGAAUUUAAGGUGAGAAGAAUCUAAGAGAAGGUUUCUUUUAUGUAGUGAAAAACUUCAUUUGCAUAGCCAAAAACUUGCAUUACUGUGACCCAAGGGUCUCCUUAAAGUGACUGUAAAUGUGUGACAUUGUCAAAAGGAAAAAGAUUAAUUUCAGUCCGCAUUUUAUUCAGGUAUGUAAAAAACAAAUCAUUCUACUCUAGAGAAAAUGGAGAGAGAUAUAUGAUUUAAAAAAGAGCCAUGAAUACACAAUAGAAAUAAAGAAAAUUCAUGUUUUUUAGCCUAGUGAUGUUAACUACUGAAAGCAUUUUAUUUAUUACAGCUGGAAGUAGGCAUGCUAAAAUAGCUAUAGAAACAUAGUUUUCACUGUAAAAUCAUAUUAAUCUCAGUGAUGGAAAAUGUAGCUAAAUCUACAUUGUAUUUCCGCUCAGGAAAAAAAAACCCAACACAUACUUAAAACGUAAAGCGAAAACAUUUUACAGAUCUCAAAACCCAGCAACACCUAAAUUACCCUAUAAAAUGAUCAACCCCUAAAGGACACAGCAAUGGCCUGAAAUGAGGUGGAUAAUACAUACAUGCAUUACUUGGUGAAGGUUGAUGUUAAAGUUUUAUAUGUUUGCUUUUUGUUUAGAACCGUUCAUGACCUUCAGUUCUUUUCGCAGCUCGAACGCUGUGUGAGCAGAGCAUCUCCUCAUGCCCGGUUCACACAGCUGCCGACCAGCCUCUCGCUCUCACCGACAGACCUUUCUUGCUAAAAUAAACACAUAAAGGCAAUUAUAUUGUUCCUGUCUUAUUAAGACUUUUAAAACAAAAUGCAACAUCGGGAUGCCAAAGGAACUCAAAGACUGGCAC
This is a messenger RNA of Menidia menidia (Atlantic silverside), 5534 nucleotides long. The record is from the annotation of a GenBank genome assembly. NCBI's taxonomy places the organism in Eukaryota, Metazoa, Chordata, Actinopteri, Atheriniformes, Atherinopsidae.